AUGACGAUGAAAUUUGUUAUAAAUUUCUGUGCCCUUGAAAAAGAUCUGAAAACGGUUCUGGAAGCUGACUGGAAAGACCAGAGGGAAAACGACGUCAUGGCUAGUUUGCUAUUAAGCAUCUCAUCUCUCUUGUGCAUGAAAUUAGUAACUUAUUUACUAUCUGUCUUUAUUUUCAGACUAUUACCUGAGAUCCAACCAAGAAGUACAUCAGAAUUCAGUCAUCACUGGCGCAGGUUUGCUGGGAGCUCAUAUGAAAAGUAUAACCUCCUUGUCAGUCUGGGAGGCAAAGCUUUGCUGGAAAUCUUCAGCACUGAGUUUGCCUUUGGCUUUCUAGGAGGGUUCAUUCUGAUUCUAUCACAGUGUCUCAAGUCAGAGAACAAGGAAAAAGUGAUCGGAGUGUUGGACGGGCUCUCCAAGACUGGCCGUUUUAGCCUCAACCAAUCUCUGCUUAGUCAGGCGGAACAAAAAUCCUGUGAGGAGUUUUUCAACAAGCUGCAGGUUGCAGUUGGAGAACGUCAUCGUUCUAAAGAGGAUUCUUCUUGCUUUUCUGUGGGCAGCAAUAAACCUUCAGGGGUUUUUGUGAGCCAGUCAGCCAAAUGUGAAUGCAGAUGACAAUGGCAUAAU
This is a messenger RNA of Xyrauchen texanus (razorback sucker), 624 nucleotides long. RefSeq names its product coiled-coil domain-containing protein 103-like. The record is from RefSeq and is a predicted model, not a curated record. Lineage: Eukaryota; Metazoa; Chordata; Actinopteri; Cypriniformes; Catostomidae. Gene Ontology annotation, cellular component: outer dynein arm. The coding region runs from base 1 to 612 and encodes 203 amino acids. The transcript has 3 exons. Gene Ontology annotation, biological process: inner dynein arm assembly; epithelial cilium movement involved in extracellular fluid movement; determination of left/right symmetry.